Molecule: messenger RNA, 1054 nt
Organism: Eimeria tenella
Lineage: Eukaryota; Apicomplexa; Conoidasida; Eucoccidiorida; Eimeriidae
Exons: 2
Source: RefSeq, a predicted model, not a curated record
AUGAUCCUUUCCACGAGGGCCCCCCAGACCUCUGCCCAAGCAGCAGCAACAGCAGCAGCAGCAGCAGCAAGACCUUGGAAUCAACAAGGGGGGCCCCCCUGUGGGUUUCGAAUGGCGUUUGUGGCUCCCCGGGGCCCCAAGGAAUCAAAAGACAGGGGCCCUGCAGACCCGCAGCAGCAGCAGCAGCAGCAGCAGCAGCAGAGUGGCAUGACCAAGGGUGUAUGUACUGGCUCCAGCCCUUCUGAAGCAUUGACAGCAGCUGCGGCGGCCCCCGCAGCAGCAACUGCAGCAGGAGAAGCAGCAGCAGCAGAAGCAGCAGCAGCAGAAGCAGCAGGAGAGUCAGCAGCAGCAGCAGCAGGGCCUCCAGUGCUUGUGGAAUGCUUCUAUGUCUCCGGCAGCAAACUGCUGGCAGCAAAAGAAGUCGAAAUAAUUUCUAAAAGGGUACUGGAGGCCCAGGGGGCCCCCCUUGGUGCUGCCUUUAUUUUAUCUGCUGCAGCUUUUGCUGCUGCAUGCAAACAGUUUGCUGCUGAGGUGCAGCAGCUCUAUGUCCAAGGCGGCUGGCUGCUGGCCACAGUCGAGCGAGUGCCCUCCCCAGCGCAGCAGCAGCAGCAGCAAGAGCAGCAGCACCAGCAGCAAGAGCAGCAGCAGCAGCAAGAGCAACAGCAGCAGCAGCAGCAAGAGCAGCAGCAGCAGCUGCUGCUGCGGGUGGAGUUCAGGGCUAAAGAGCCGCUGCUGGACUCUCCGCCGCUUGCUGUGGAGUUCGCAUCGGCUGGGGCGGAGGAGCAGCAGCAGAAAGCAGCAGCAGCAGCAACAGCAGCAGCAGCAGCACCAGCAGCAGCGGCAGCAGCAGCAGGCAGGACUAGAAGCAAAACCCUUGAGUGGUUUCUGGGGCUCCAGGGAGGGGCCCCUUUUAGGUGGAAUGCCCAGAGGUGGGAGGCCCUCCUCAGAAGUGGGCUGUUUGAGAGCGCGUCUGCUGCUGCAGCACUGCAGCAAAACGGCAGCGUGAAGCUGCUGCUGCAGCUAAAGGAAAGCCAGCGGCGCCGAUUGUCUCCAG